Saitoella complicata NRRL Y-17804 is the source of this 1626-nucleotide messenger RNA. RefSeq lists its product as uncharacterized. The transcript is spliced from 3 exons. The coding region runs from base 1 to 1626 and encodes 541 amino acids. NCBI's taxonomy places the organism in Eukaryota, Fungi, Ascomycota, Saitoellomycetes, Saitoellales, Saitoellaceae. Gene Ontology annotation, biological process: dolichyl monophosphate biosynthetic process. Gene Ontology annotation, cellular component: endoplasmic reticulum membrane. The record is from RefSeq and is a predicted model, not a curated record. Gene Ontology annotation, molecular function: dolichol kinase activity.
AUGUCGACAAACGCUCGGAAAACUCCUGAAAGGCCAUGCGAUACCUCGUCAACUCUCUUGCAUACGGAUCCCGAUGGCGGCUCCGCCGACUCCGUGUUGACCGUUGAUCCAAGGAAAAGCAGGAUUGGGAUACGCUCCUUGGUGAUUGUUUUAGGCCUGUUACAGGAGCCGAGAUGGUUGAUUCAGAUAUUGAUGCUUCUGUUCUUCACGAUCCUGGGUUUGCGGGACAUCCAUGCGCUCUACGCAACAAUCUUUCCGUUCACCAUUUACAUCUGCAAAUGUAUGACACAGUCACCUUCGAUACCCGAUAUAGCCUAUAUCGAGAUUCUGUUGUUGUUCAAUGAAGGGGUUGUCCGUGCUGGCGACUACGGACUUGAUAUGUCUAACCUCCAUGUCGAUCCCUUCCUCAACAUCGACAUUGAUCCACCUUAUCUUGGUCAUCUUCAUGUUACCAUCCUUUCGCUAGUACAAUCCGCAACAAAACCGGCACUGCUCACAAGCGAGUUGGGCAUCAUCGCAACUGGUAUAACAUUGCUUCUUGCCACAGCUUUGUCAAAUGAAGCUCUUGAGCCCUAUGAAGUGUUCCUCCCAGUACUCAGUAUCGGUCUCAUCAUUGCAACCAUUCCCGCAUUGCCAUUCGUCUACUCCGCUAUGCGCAUCACACGGACACCUCCACAACAUCGCACGAUGAGAUUGAUCGAACAACGGUUGAUAUACGCCUGCGCUGCCUACGCCACUAUUGCUGUUAUGGUUGUAGGUGUAAUACGACCGUGGGUGAAACGAAGGCUUCCGGGAGAGGAUGAGCCAUUUAUCUGGAUCUUGAGAUAUAUGUUCCAGGAUCAUGGGUGGGAUGUGAGACUUGGUAUGGCUACCUGGUGGGCAGUUUGUGUGGGAAUGGGCAUUGUGGUCGUUGUCAGGUUGUGGUCUUCACAGACUGGAAUGCACCCAGUCAAGCUACGAAAUGAGGAGGAGGAGAAGGAGUUCAGCGCUGCGCUGAACCGCCGGCGAAAGUUCUUUCAUGGCUUGGUUGUGGUGAUGUUCAUUCCAACCAUCAGUCGUGAUCCAGAGUUUGCACACCUUGCCUUUUCCUUCGCAUUGUGCCUGUUCAUUCUCACCGAGAUCAUUCGUGCAUGCGCUUUGCCGCCAUUUGGGGCAGGGUUGCAUGCUUUCUUAAGCAACUUCACAGAUGAUCGUGACCGUCGGGGGGGCAUUGUUGUCAGCCACCUUUUCCUUCUGACAGGUUGUGCACUGCCGUUAUGGCUUACAAUGGCAAACAACUAUAUUCCGCAGGUAGGGAUUGCGGAGCUUGGUGGGGUGCUUUGCUUGGGGCUUGGAGAUGCGAUGGCUUCCAUUGUGGGAAAGGAGUAUGGUAGAGUGCAUUGGUUCGGACGAAAGAAGACAGUCGAGGGCACUGUUGCCUUUGUCCUUGCUGUCCUGUCCGGUGCUUAUGUAGCCUAUUGUAUGGAAUGGCUCAGUCCGCUUGUUGAGGUGAAUUGGGGCAGUCUUACACUUGCAACAGUAUCAGCUGCGUUGCUCGAGGCCUUUUCGUGGCAGAAUGAUAAUCUAGUGAUACCCCUAUAUAUGUGGACAAUGCUACAUGCGUUGGGUGCCACAGGGCAUGCGUAG